Messenger RNA from Magallana angulata, 1359 nucleotides. Its product is annotated as arginine-hydroxylase NDUFAF5, mitochondrial-like. Lineage: Eukaryota; Metazoa; Mollusca; Bivalvia; Ostreida; Ostreidae. The coding region runs from base 130 to 1197 and encodes 355 amino acids. Gene Ontology annotation, cellular component: mitochondrion. The transcript is spliced from 11 exons. Gene Ontology annotation, molecular function: S-adenosylmethionine-dependent methyltransferase activity. Gene Ontology annotation, biological process: mitochondrial respiratory chain complex I assembly. The record is from RefSeq and is a predicted model, not a curated record.
UGGCAGCGCCCAUGCAAAUUGAAAACAUGAAAAUUGACGGUCACGAUUGAAAGUUCAUUUCUUUGAAAAUUUUGGAUAACAAAUGUUACUAGAAUUCGUGAAUAGUUAGUUGCUGUAACCCUUUUCAUCAUGGGUAGUCGAAAUCUGUGUCAGUUGAAAACGCGCUUGGAAAGGCAUUUCUUGCGUAACGUAGUAAAGAGGAAAUUCGGACACAGUCAACACUGUUAUUCAAAAAAGGAUGAAAACAUUAUGAAUGUCUUUGACAGAAAAGCAAAGCGGCUUCAGAGAGAUAGAUCAACCACGUUACCAAAUUUUGAAGAAUCACAAUAUGUAAAGGAAGAGAUUGGAUACAGAACAUAUGAUAGACUCUUGGAUAUAAAAAGAGAAUUUGAUGUGGCGGUGGAUUUGGGCUGUGGUCUGGGCUAUGUCUCUCGACACAUCAAAAAGGACACCGCCAAACUUAUAUACCAGUGUGAAAUGUCAGAAAAAUUACUGAAAAGGGCAGAGGUUUCUCCAGAGGUACCCACACAUAAGCUGGUUGUUGAUGAAGAGUUCUUGCCCUUUAAAGAUAAAUCUCUAGAUGUAGUUGUUAGUAGUCUAAGCUUACACUGGGUGAAUGAUCUCCCUGGCUGUUUUAAAGCCGUCCAGAAAUCGCUGAAGCCUGACCGCCCGUUUAUCGGGAGUAUGUUUGGUGGGGAUACCCUCUUUGAACUCAGGGUCUCACUACAGUUAGCAGAACAGGAGCUACAAGGGGGGAUAAGUCCACACAUUUCUCCAUUUACUGAUGUCCGGGAUCUAGGAAACCUUUUAAAUCGAGCUGGAUUCACUAUGUUAACUAUAGAUGUUGAUGAAGUAAAAUCCUCAUACGAUGAUAUGUUAUCCUUAAUGAUGGAUUUAAAAGGUAUGGGUGAAAAUAACUGUGUCUGGACUAGAAGACCCAUGCUUCAUCGCAACACCAUAGAAUUAGCAGAGAAAAAAUACCGAGAAAUGUACAGCACAGAAGAGGGACUAGAAGCUACUUUCCAGAUUGUAAAUUUCAUUGCCUGGUCUCCUGAUCCUUCUCAGCCCAAACCUCUACAGAGAGGAUCUGCCAAGUUCUCCUUGAAGGACAUUGAGAGGAUCGAUGAGCUCACCAAGGAUGUCAAAUCCCUUGAGGAGGAACUGGACAAGGGAUUAAAUCCCAAAAAGGAUAAAUAACUUUGUGGCAUUAAUCAGGGAUUAAGUUGAUUCAGCAUGGAAGAUUUAUUGAACAGGACUGUAGACAUGUACUCUGUAGUACAUACUGUGCAUCUUGUGACAUUGUCCUUUGCAUAUUCAUCAAGUACAUGGAAAAAACUACUGUGAAUUUCUAAAGGGCAU